AUGGAUCAUCUCUCCGUUAAGCUAGGUGAGGUCAACUCUGUCAAAGCCAGAGCCAUUGAGGAUGCCCGCCAGCGACAAAUAAGCAUCAUUGAGUCUGCCAAGAGGGCCGGCAAGGAUCCGCCCAAGUAUGUUCUGAUGGAGCUGAUCGGCAAAGGUAGCUUUGGCCGUGUGUACAAGGGGAAGAACUUGAGUACCGCAAAAGUUGUGGCUGUGAAGAUUCUUGACAUUGAUGAGAGCGAUACGGCCAAUCCGCGAACUGCUGAUUCAUACAGCGAAUUUCUCAAAGAGGUCAACGCGCUAAAGAUUCUGAGCGAGAACAAGGCGCGCAACAUUAACCAUGUUAUUGAGGCUUUGCCAGUGGACCAGACGAUGUGGAUUGUCACCGAGUACUGUGCAGGGGGCAGUGUGGCCACGCUGAUGAAACCUACAGCUCCGGGCGGCCUUCAAGAGAAGUGGAUUGUUCCAAUCGUUCGAGAGGUCGCGGAAGCUAUCAAAUGGGUUCACAAAGCGGGCAUCAUCCAUCGAGACAUUAAAUGUGCGAAUGUUCUUAUUACAGAGAAAGGAGACGUCCAGCUCUGCGACUUCGGUGUAGCAGGCACUCUUGAGACUAAGCUGGACAAGAGAUCGACCUUUAUUGGGACGCUACAUUGGAUGGCCCCCGAGCUGUUUGAUUCUAGUCUAAGCUACGGUAAGGAGGUUGAUAUCUGGGCCUUUGGAGCUAUGGUGUAUGAAAUUGCCACGGGUCUUCCUCCAAACGUUUCCAGUGGUGUUCCGUACGAAAAUCUCGGCACGUAUCUAAAGACCCAUGCUCCAAGACUUGAAGGAGGAGAUUACUCGCAAGAACUACGGAGCCUAGUUGCCUACUGCCUCCAGGAGCUCCCAAGUGCUCGUCCCACAAUUGAGCAGGUUCAGAAGCACCCUUACAUAUACAACAGCAGCGCAACUCAUCCAACCUCCUCACUUUCGCAUCUAGUUCGGGCUUUUAAGGUGUGGGAAGAUCGUGGCAGCAAGAGGGAAUCCCUUUUCGCACCCGGCGGUGCCCAAAGCCCGUCGGAGACUCCGAUUGCUGACGAAUGGAACUUCAGCACAACCGCUGCUUUUGAUCAAAUGGUCUCCACUGAAUCUGCUUCUCAAGAAGUUUACGAGGCAUAUGGUACACAGGUAGAGCUUGAUUCGUCUUUUGAUCAAGAAGAAACCGUCAAGCUCCCACAGCAUCAGAAACCCUCCAGACGACGCCCUCCACCAGAAGCUUUGGCACCACUCAAGGCACCACUUGAAAAGGUCUUUGAUCCUAACACACUGUCAAGCUAUAACGACAACAGUCGAAAUCAAUAUCAUCGCUCAGUGCAGAAAUCCUCGUCUGACUUGCCACUACGAGACAACUCAGCACAGACAUCUAUCAAAGGCACAACGAUCGAUCUUGGCGGUCAUGACCCCGAUACUGGACUUUCAAGCUUUCCUGAGUUCGACACUAUCAAGGCGGAACAUCUAGCUGGGGCCGACGAAGCAAAUCAUAGAGCGGCCGGCUCUAGCAGAAGACCUGCACGCAGUGACCCCGCCACCGCUAACAAUAAUCGCCGUACCCAGGAGUGGAAAUUCCCCGUAAUGUCACCAACGGCUUGCGAGGAUUCAGAGUCAUUACGCCAUGAGUCCCCACAAUCACCUAGAACACCAGGAUCCAGUGAUCGCCCUCCCUUGGUCCAUUAUCCCACGGAACCAGCUGGAUUCGGAGGCGGCCUGAUGACUCCUCAGAGGAAUACGAACCGUACAUCAAUGCAGUCGCUUAUUGAUCUAGAUAUGAGCAUACCUGAACCCUUACCUGAACUUACUCGACCAUCGACUGCCAAUUCUGAGGUAGGAUCGGCUGCAAGUGGCCAAAUGACACCAGGUAUUCCUUUCGAUCUCGAGAACCACCCAUCAUUGUAUCGAUCAGACAAAGGCAAAGAGAGAGAGCCCUCCAUUUACGUUACGGAUGAUUAUCCGGUGGCCACUCCUUUUCGUACAGAACAGGCUAAUCCAGACUUUGCCAGAGCACCUGACUAUUUUGUAUCAAGUGGAGGAUCAGGCUCAAGGAGUACGUUCGAGCGCUUAAGGGCUACAUUCGAUCGUGAUGAGGUCAAGAGACAUGACGGACCAGGACUUGCUCAAUCGGGCCAUCUCCCAAAGCCAUCUCCGCCGCCCACCUCGCAGAAUGCUUCCGCUCCACGCCCAGAACGAGCUUACACAAUGGAACGCUUCCCUGAUCUACCUCCACCACCAUCCAGUGCCGCUUUAUCCGGUACGCUGUCAAACGAUGAGAUGGUACACGAGAUGACGAGGAUGCUUGAUGGUCUAUCAGGACAAUUGGAAGCUUUCCGCGACGUCUAUAACUCACCAGCCAUUGCUCAGGGAAGAAACCGCUCUAGACACUUUAGCUCAGAUGCUCCUGGCAACAAUCCAAAGUCUUGAACAUCACCUUUUGCUUCAUAAGGAUGAUUCUACGACCAAGAUUACUACGUUCCACUUCAUGACAAGCCUGGAUCUACUCCACUGGCCACUGUAUGAACUCCAAUG
Molecule: messenger RNA, 2553 nt
Organism: Amorphotheca resinae ATCC 22711
Lineage: Eukaryota; Fungi; Ascomycota; Leotiomycetes; Helotiales; Amorphothecaceae
Exons: 4
Coding region: 1-2448 (815 amino acids)
Biological process (GO): protein phosphorylation
Molecular function (GO): ATP binding; protein kinase activity
Source: RefSeq, a predicted model, not a curated record